AUGAUUCUUCGUACGACAUUCUUCCCUUACUCCGCCAUCGAUGAGUCCCUCCGAUUGCUGCUCCUGGUCCUAAGAGAUCGACAGGAUGUUGGAAGAAGCUUGCUCCGGUGUGGGGAAGACUUCGUUAUAAGAGAUACUUCUGGAGGAGAAUUCAGGAGGCGUGAUAAAGUGUUAGAAGUUGUACUCUUCAGUUGGAUUCUGAUUCACCUCGUCGCUGCUAUCAACGUUUUGCGUCGUUAUCUCGGCGGGUUCCACGAAUGUGCGCCGACUUCAGAGUCUUAA
Messenger RNA from Linum trigynum, 282 nucleotides. Lineage: Eukaryota; Viridiplantae; Streptophyta; Magnoliopsida; Malpighiales; Linaceae. The record is from the annotation of a GenBank genome assembly.